Microplitis mediator is the source of this 1441-nucleotide messenger RNA. Its product is annotated as protein Fer3-like. Gene Ontology annotation, biological process: regulation of transcription by RNA polymerase II; developmental process. The transcript has 4 exons. Bases 569 to 1102 code for a protein of 177 amino acids. Lineage: Eukaryota; Metazoa; Arthropoda; Insecta; Hymenoptera; Braconidae. The record is from RefSeq and is a predicted model, not a curated record. Gene Ontology annotation, molecular function: protein dimerization activity; DNA-binding transcription factor activity, RNA polymerase II-specific; RNA polymerase II transcription regulatory region sequence-specific DNA binding.
AAAAAAAGCCCUAUGAGCCAAGACGCUAAAAUUCAUAGUUUCCAAGCCACAGGUAUUCUAAUAAUUUGAAAUAUAAAAAAAUGAUGACUUGUUUUUAUUUAUUUUUAGGAGAGAUAUUUUAAAAAAUUCGGUGACUUUCAUGAAAUAUAUAAACUAUUUAUUUGCAAGGGAUGAAACGUUAGGGCGUUUUCACCCUCAUAUAAUAAUGUGACCAAUCAAAAUAAACCUCGAGUUAAUAAUACCCCUGAGUCGACGAAUCAGAUUGAAUGGAGGCGUGGUUAAGACUGAUAUCAUACCGCAGAAUCCGCGUUUUGAUCCAUCGAUAAUCUCUGGCUCUCCACUUUAAACUCAAACAUUAUCUGACAAACAUCUAGACAAUUUUUUUUAUUUAUAUAUUUAUAUAAAUAAAUAUAUAUGAAUAGAUAAUAGUUAACUGAGAUCAUUAUAAAUUUUUUUAAAGUGAAAAGUUUGAAUUUUAUGUAUUAAUUGAGACAAGUGUAAUAAAUGCUGUGAUUAUUUUUUUUUUAAGUUAGAAAAAAUAUAUUAACAUAUUUUUAUUUAUAAGGAUAUGAGCUACAACGAACCGUUGUGGGAAAUUAACGGAAAUCAAGCACCAAUAAUAAGCAGCGAAAUGUCACAAUACAUCGGAAGUGAAAUGGCAUCAUACCCAAUGUGGGACAGUUCAGUUCUUUACCAAACACCACCCCCAUCAUUAUCACAUGUCAACGAUCACGUCAAUGGAUUUUAUCGUCAACCUUGUGCUCUACUCCAUCAAAGAGAUAUUGAUAGCCGUUAUAGUCAUAAUGGACGUCUGCCUAAUCAACCGACCUCAACGAGUAAGAAACCUCGUCGAAGGGUUGCUUCUGUUUCGCAGAGACGAGCCGCUAACAUCCGCGAACGACGGAGAAUGUUUAACCUCAAUGAAGCAUUUGACAAAUUACGCAAAAAGGUACCAACGUUUGCAUACGAAAAAAGACUUUCAAGAAUCGAAACCCUACGUCUGGCUAUAACUUAUAUUGCAUUUAUGGAUGAAUUACUCGGUAUUGAACCUACAAGCCCGAAAACUGAUUACAUUCCUCGUGAAUACUAUUUACCAAAUUAAAAUAAUAUCAUUUCUUCAGAAUGUGUUACAAUAAUUUUAAACUAUAAUAAAGCGUCAAAUUUUUUUUUUCUUUGUUUAUUUUAUUUUGUUGUAUUUAUAAGUAGUGAAUAUGUUUUAAAACUAGAAUAAAUGUUAAGUGAGACAAUAAAAAAAAUUGCAUGUCUUCCAUUGAAAUAAUAGUUAAGACUGUAUAAUAAAUAAAAACGUAAUAUAUCUAAUUAAAUAUAACAUGUUUUGUAAGGGUAUAUAAUUGAAUAAAAAUUACUGCCGUAUUUAUUAUUUGCUUUAAAAAUUUUUUAUUUAUAUUAUUUUAAUUGAGAACUCGAUGUCUAUGUCUUC